GCCCCCCCAAACCGAAUACGAGAGUGCGCGCGAGAAAUGCAGCGCGAGACACACACCGAACAGCCCCGAUAAACCCCGCCGAAUCCACGCGCACGGGAAAAAAGACACUGGGAGGAAAAAAAACAGCAGACGCCUGAGAAAGGAGUGACAGGAAAGUCCACCGCCGACGGCCAGAGGUAAAAUGGGAGGGAAGCUGAGCAAAAAGAAGAAGGGAUACAAUGUGAACGACGAGAAGGCGAAAGAGAAGGACGCAAAGACGGAGGGAGCGUCGGCGGAGGAGGGCGAAGCUCCUAAGGAGAACAAGGAGGAUGCUCCUGCCGGCACUGAGACAAAUGACACGGCGGCAGCCGCCAAAGAAGCCACGCCCACCGCCGAAAGCAAUUCCACCGCACCCAAGGAGGAGGAGAAAAGCACCGCCCCUGCAAAGAAGGAGGAGCCUGCAGCGAACGCUAACGCUCCUAAAGCUUCUGACGCCAAGAGCAGCGAGGCUGCCAAAGCAGAACCCGCCAAGAGUCCAGAUGCCCCUCCUGCCAAGGCGGAAGAAAAAUCCGCCUCCGCUGCAGCUCCGGCCAAUGAGAAAGAGGCUGCGAAAGAGCCCGCUAAAGAUCCCGCCCCUCCUGUAGCCACAGCGACUGAGAGCAAGCCCGACGCUGAGUCUAAAAAGACUGAGGCUCCGCCCGCAAAAGAAUCCGCCCCCGCAGAGCCAAUCACCACGGAGAGCAGCCCCGCCCCCAACAAGGAGCAAGCAGUCGCUGUGCAGGAUUAACAGAAGGAACAGUAAACGACAAGAUGAUAAAUGAGAUCAAAUCUAAAUAAUAAAACUAGCCCGCCCAUUUUAAAUUAUAUCAGUAAUUAUAAUAUGAAUAAUGAUAAUAGUAACAAUAACAAUAUUGAUUUUAACAGGCUGGACUUUGAUCAUUGUGUUGGUGAUGGACAUGAUCAUGGUGAAUAAGACUGGCAGUUAUGACGAUAUUAUCUUUAAUAUCCAAUUGAACUUUGAUACAAACCACCAGCCCCCAACUCUCUCUCUCUCUCUCUCUCUCUUUAUCUCCUCUCUACUCUUUCUUUCUACCUCCAUUCAAUGAGGGGUGGAAUCAAAACAUGGAAUCUAUUCAUUGCCACCCUCCGAAUCUCACUUCCCUCCAUUUGAGUGUGAUGGCAGUGGGUGGGGUUAAUAUAUAUGUGUGUGUGUGUAUGUGUGUGUGUAUGCGUGAGUGACGGUAGUAGUAAAAGUAGUAAUCCAGCCUCCCUGAUACAUAUUUCAUAUUUCCUGUUUGCUGCUUUCUAGUUAGUGAUUGGCAUUGUGUCUUUGCUUAUCCCCUGACUUUCCUACUUUCUUUGUUUCUCUCUCUCUCUCUUUUUCUCACAUAUCAGUGGAAACUAAAUCAGUGUGUUGCACAAUGCAUCAAACACACACAUACACACACACACACGAACAGUAUUGAAUGUUAACAGUAUUAGCGUUUUUAAAGGAACAGUUCGCCCAAAAAUGAUCUAAACCUGUAUGACUUUUUGUCUUCCGCAGAAUGCAAAAAGAAAGAAAAUUUUGCUAAACGAGCUUGUUCCUGUGCAUGAAAGUGAAUGGCGACUAUAUCUGUCAAGCAAGAUUUUGACUUGGAAUUUAGUGCACAAGCCGUAUGGACUAUUUUUGUGAAGCUUUUAUGGUGCUAUUUUGUCCUGGACAGCCUUUGGUCCCCAUCCACUUUCACUGUAUAGGAAAGAGCAGCGUGAACAUUCUUCAAAACAUUUCCUUUUGUGUUACACGUAAGAAGUGAGUCAUACAGGUUUGACAUGAAGAUGAGUAAAUGAUCACAGAGUUUUAAUUUUAACGUGAACUGUCCCUUUAAUUGGAUGUUUCAAUUAAAGUGUGUACAUGUGUGGAGGGAAUCAGGAGUAUGAAAUGAGUGUGUGUAUGGAGUUACACAUGAGCAUGCAUUUUCUGCAUGUGUGUGUGUGCGUGUGUGUGUGUGUGUGUGUGUUAAUGGAGUUCUGGUCUUUCUGUACUUUGAAAGCAGCAGAUGUCAUGAUGUUAGAGAGACAGAGAGAGAGAGCCCAGACCUCCAAACUCACCAAACAGGACACACUUCACACACACCGAUCUCUCAAUAUGCUGACAGAACAAUGUGAGCGUUGUGUGUAUCUGUAUGUGUGAGGCUGUGUGUGUGUUUUUGCAUGUCAGUGGUUGGCCCUAUUGUUGUGUAUUUUCGGUUGCUGUGGAGAUAAUGUUGCUACAGGUGAUUUUUCAUUUGAAUUAACACACACGCUCUCUCUCUCUUUCUCUCUGUUUCUUUCUCUAUCAUUCCUUUUCUUUCCAAAAUUCCCUGGUAAAAAAAAAAAUAAAAUAAAAAUAAAAUGGAAGAACUGAGAUAUAUGUACUUGUAUACAUGGAGCAACAUUAAUAAAAUGAAAGAAACAGAUUGAAAAUCA
Molecule: messenger RNA, 2427 nt
Organism: Labeo rohita (rohu)
Lineage: Eukaryota; Metazoa; Chordata; Actinopteri; Cypriniformes; Cyprinidae
Gene: basp1
Product: brain abundant, membrane attached signal protein 1
Exons: 2
Coding region: 182-766 (194 amino acids)
Source: RefSeq, a predicted model, not a curated record